UUCGGCUUCUUUUGCAUGUGUUUAUAUGAAGGAGAGCAUAAUAAUUUUCGCCAGAAACAGUGAAGUAGCCCAACAUCUCAAAUUGCCUCUCAUAUGGUGUAACCAUAAACUGAAUAGUGUACGAUUAAUAUCACAUGCAUCACUUUCAGUUAAGAGUUGGGACCAUAUGUCCUAGAUAAAUAGUGUUGCAUUUAUGUAGCUGUUUACUUCUUUUCAUUAAUAACUGAAAUGGUCUUGUAUCGAAUUUAUUCUACCUGGCUGGUCUUAAGUCUUUUCCCUCUUCUCCUAGAUUUUUACAUGUUUGAUUUUCUCUCCCAAAAAGUUUUUUUAUUUAUUUAAAUAAUGAUUGGGGGUGGAAAGGUAAAAUUCAAAACCAAAGCAAUAAAUGCAGAAUUGCUUGGAAAUUUGACCAAGGUCCUACUAAGGGGUGGAAAGUUCUCAUUCAAAAUCACAGAAGUCAUUAUAAUCUUAAAUGCAACUUUCUUUAACAAUAGUUUUCUAUUUAGUAGUUAAUUUGCAUUUGCCUUUGACUAAUUAAUAUCUUCCUUCAUGCUUUGGCAACAAGAAACACCUGUUGUUCCUAUAUUCUGUGACUAUAUAUAUAUUACAGACAUCACUCUUGCUGGUUAGCAUAGCUGAAAGAGAAGAUGGCUAAUACUUCUUCAGAGACAACUCUAGAAAGCACAGCAACAUGGGCUGUGGCAACAGUUUGCUUCAUAUUGGUUCUAAUCUCUAUUCUUAUUGAGCAUCUGCUGCAUCUUUUGACCAAGCAUUUCAAAAAGAAAAGGAGGAAGUACCUCACUGGGGCUCUUGAGAAGAUCAAAUCAGAAUUUAUGCUUCUGGGUUUCACAUCUUUGUUGCUAACUGUAAGCCAAAAACCAAUUGCAAAUAUCUGCAUUCCAAAAGGCGUAGGUGAAACUCUUCUUCCCUGCUCAAACAUGACUUUUGACGAUGCUCAGGAGGAAACCAAAUGUGCAAAGCAGGGGAAAGUAUCAUUGUUGUCAAGAAGUGGUGUCGGAGAGCUGCAAUACUUAAUCUUUCAUCUGGCUGUGACUCAUGUUAUCUCCUGCUUCCUUACCUUCACUCUUGGAAUGGCAAAGAUGAGACGUUGGGAGUCAUGGGAAGCAGAAACUAGAACAUUGGAGUAUGAAUUUUCAUAUGAUCCACGGAGGUUUCAUCUCACUCAUCAGACAUCAUUUGGGAAGCGGCAUCUUAACUACUGGAGUAACAACCCAGUUCUGUUCUGGCCUGUUUGUCUUCUUAGACAGUUCUAUAAAUCUGUCUCUAAGGUUGAUUACUUCACUCUUAGACAUGGAUUCAUCACGGCCCAUUUUGCUGAAGGAAGUAACUUUGACUUCCAAAAGUAUAUAAGACGAGCUUUGGAAAAGGAUUUUGGAGUGCUUGUGGGAAUAAGCUGGUGGAUUUGGCUAUUCUCAGCUCUGUACAUAUUCUUCAAUGCAAAUGUAUUCUACAGUCAUUUAUGGCUGCCUUUUAUUCCACUAAUGGUGCUUUUGUUGGUGGGAACAAAGCUACAAGGCAUCAUAACAGAAAUGUGCUUGGAAAGUCAUGGCAAGUCUCAUGUGGUCAGAGGAACUUUGCUUGUGAGGCCCAGUGAUCACUUUUUCUGGUUUCGAUGGCCCAACCUCCUUCUCCAUCUCAUCAGCUUCAUAUUGUUUCAGAAUUCAUUUCAACUGGCAUUUUUCACAUGGACUUGGAUUCGAUUCGGUAUCAGAUCAUGCUUCCAUCAAGAAACUGAGAAUAUUAUCAUAAGGGUUGUUUUGGGGGUUUCGGUACAAAUCCUCUGUGCCUAUGUGACACUGCCCCUUUAUGCUUUGGUAACUCAGAUGGGUACCUCCAUGAGCAAAGUUGUGUUCACAGAGAAUGUGAUUAGAGGCAUACACAUUUGGCAUGCUAAGGCUAAGAAGAACAUGGCUCUAAGGAAUCCAAACUCAGAACGCUCAACCCUGGAAACUUCGCCAUCUCUUCAAACUUCACUAGAAGCUUCACCUUCUUUCAGUCUUGAUGCAUCGUUCUCCAUUUUAGUGGAUCGUCCAUUAGAUGAUAAGUAUAUGGAUUAUGAAGAGAAAGUGAAUAACGAACAACAAGAAUCCGAGAAUCAAGGACGAAAGCCAGGUUCCUUUUACGGGUUUGACCUGCAAAAAGAGGGAAAGUAGACCAAUUAUGCUUUCUUUCUGGUCAUGAUUCUCAGAGAUACAAAGCUAUGUACAUGUGACUCCAUUUCACAAUAUUUAGAUAUUAGAAAAAGUUAGCAGUUAAUAUAGAAUGCGAUUUGUUGUAACUCUGUAUUUAAGAGUUCAAUGAUAAUUACCACAUUCGCAA
Molecule: messenger RNA, 2340 nt
Organism: Lotus japonicus
Lineage: Eukaryota; Viridiplantae; Streptophyta; Magnoliopsida; Fabales; Fabaceae
Product: MLO-like protein 6
Exons: 14
Coding region: 648-2174 (508 amino acids)
Biological process (GO): defense response
Cellular component (GO): membrane
Source: RefSeq, a predicted model, not a curated record